AGAAGAAGACGAAGAAGAAAGGUCGGGUUAUGCUUUUUGAAAGCAGAGCAUCAGUGUUUAGCUAGUUCGCGGCUAGCUGCUGUUGAUUGUGAAAUGAGUUGGGGGUUUGGAUGAAUUCUAGGUUUUAGAAAGAAUAAGAAGUGAGAUAGUUUAUUUAAAGUAAGCAAGGCUAAUAUGGAUCUUAACUUUUAUUCUGGUCUGUCGGACGGACCAAAUGUAGAUUCGGAGUUUUUGGAUACCCAGACAUACGGUGACUACUCUGAAAACCACAAGUUUUCAGAAGACGGAGCUAGUUAUCUCAGCAUCAGUGGAGAUGGACAUCACUUUCUGUCUGCAGAGCAAACGUUCCACACUCCUAGUCUCGGGGAUGAGGUGUUUGAGAUCCCUCCAAUCUCCCUUGAUCCAGACCCAACUCUGGUCAUCAGUGAAGCAGUGUCUCACUUCGAGCUGACAGAUGGAUCAGAUGGUACCAGCGGACACUCAGGCUCCCGAAGCCUCGUGAGCAACCUGGUGGUGGAGACCAACGACCCCUCCUUUGCCUCCACCUUUGUGAACUCAGGGUCUCAGGUUCUGGAGCAGCUCCAUCUGGGGGCACUGGGCCCAGCUGGAGGAGUGGGACCCCUGCUGAGCUCUUCUGCACUGGAAAUGGGAAAUUCCACUGGUUCYCAUUUCACCAGCUCAUCCCCGAUGACCAUUGAUGUCCAGCUCUGUAACAUGGGUCAGGACCUUUUGGGAAGCGGUCAGCUCGCCACAAUUAACCCGUCAGAACUGGCUCUGGGUCUGGGUUCUGGAAACUCUGGAGCACCUGAGCAGCCGCUGUCUGCAACACCAUCUCCUGUUGGUUCCCUGCAGGACGAGGACAUGGAGGACUUUAAGAGAAGUGUGUUGGAUGACUCCACCAUGUCUCUCUCCUCUUCKUCCUUCUUCUCCAACAUGUCCUCCCACCCAGCUCCCUCAUCCUCCCUGGCUACAGCCAGGAGGGGUGGGGGAAAGCCCGCUACGCUGACAUGUGCAGCUGAUGCGGUGGGUGUGAAGAAAGGAAAGAAGAAGAAGGACCCUAACGAGCCCCAGAAGCCAGUUUCAGCAUACGCACUGUUCUUCAGAGACACCCAGGUGGCCAUUAAAGGCCAGAACCCAAACGCCUCAUUUGGGGAGGUGUCAAAGAUCGUAGCAUCCAUGUGGGACAGCCUGGCAGAGGAACAGAAACAGGUGUACAAGAGGAAAACAGAGGCAGCCAAAAAAGAGUAUUUAAAGGCACUGGCAGCYUACAAAGCCAGCCAGCUGUCACAGCCUGAUGUUAUUGAAGUAGAGACGACUCCUCCCUCACCUCCACCUGUUAUUGAUCUGACCUCUGCAGCCCCUCCCUCCUCCGAUCACCAGGCCAUCCUUCUGCCUCUGGUUAGCAGCGGUGCAGAGCAGAACACCAUCACUAAUAUCUGUGCCUCCAACAUCAUCCUGGAUGUCCCGGAGGUGACGACUCGUUCCCGGACAGGAGCAAACCAAGCCCCCGCAGCGUCUCCUCCGACCCAGACCAUCACCAAGAUCCUCAUCCCAAAGCACAUCCUGCAGGCAGCAGGGCAGGUGGUCACGUUGUUGCCUGGGGGGGUCCACACCUCGCAGCCGACCCUCCUGGUCUCCAGCGCCUCCCGGCAGCCGCCUCCGCUGCAGCAGAUGCAGAAUGCYCCGCCUCCGCCGCGGCUUCAGCAGAUGGCACCGGCUCCUCCGCCCUUACAGGCRAAACCCCGAGAGGGGGCCGCCAUCCCAGGCCACGCCGUGCCCAUCACAGCCACACCUCCACCUCCACUCCAGAUAAAAAUAGUUCCUGCAUCUAUUCAGGACAAAGGAUCCGCGCAGAUUAUCUUACCCAACACAAAAACUGCCGCUGCAUCUGCGCAYUCGAUACAAGUCGUGAAUUCUGCGGCGACUUCAGGCGUUCCAGUCAACGAAGAUGUCACAGAAGUGCUGGAUUCAGAUGAGGACAUGAUGGAGGUGAACACGCCAGGUGAAGCUGCCACGGCGAGGCUCAUGUGUGUGAGAGCCGGCUGCAACAACCCUGCAGUGGACAGUGAAGACUGGGACAAAGAGUACUGCAGUAACGAAUGUGUGGCCAAUCACUGCAAAGACGUGUUUAAGGCGUGGUGCACCGUCAGGAACCAGAGUCUGGGAACAGUGAAGUAAAGAAAAUUCCACCAUUUCAGUUUUACCCCAUUUUAUCAGUUGAAGAACGACGAACCUGUGUCACGACUUUUCAGUGGUGUUUUACUGUUUUGUACUUGAAUUACAGAUUUAACAGCCUUUUUCCAGAAAAGAUACUCAGUUAUUUAAAAAAUGUCUGCAAUUAGGGACCGUUGUUUUCAUUCUGGUGCUGUUGACCUUUUCAUAUCGUCUUCAGUUCGGUUUGUUACCAAAUGUUGCGUUUAAGUAUGUUAGCAACUUUUAGUCAGUAAACAGGCAGCUAAAUAAGUUUCUCAACAAACAAACAAAAAACAUAAAUAAAUAGUAAAUAACAGAAGAAGACAGAAAAACAUUUUUUUAAUGUUCAUUGUUGAAUUUAGUUUGUGAUUUUAAGAUUUAAUUUCUGAAAUUUGAAAAAUGCCUUUUAUUAUAAUCUUUUUGUAAAUCCCUUUUUCAGACCGGUCAAGUGUUAAAGAAAGUUUAACUCUCAUGUUUUCUUAAUAAAAACAAACUUAUUGAUCUUU
Austrofundulus limnaeus is the source of this 2699-nucleotide messenger RNA. It is a transcript of the gene tox4a, whose product is annotated as TOX high mobility group box family member 4 a. Bases 175 to 2178 code for a protein of 667 amino acids. Gene Ontology annotation, molecular function: chromatin DNA binding. The transcript is spliced from 9 exons. NCBI's taxonomy places the organism in Eukaryota, Metazoa, Chordata, Actinopteri, Cyprinodontiformes, Rivulidae. The record is from RefSeq and is a predicted model, not a curated record. Gene Ontology annotation, biological process: regulation of transcription by RNA polymerase II. Gene Ontology annotation, cellular component: nucleus.